Penicillium manginii is the source of this 3747-nucleotide messenger RNA. RefSeq names its product serine/threonine-protein kinase. The coding region runs from base 1 to 3747 and encodes 1248 amino acids. The transcript is spliced from 5 exons. Lineage: Eukaryota; Fungi; Ascomycota; Eurotiomycetes; Eurotiales; Aspergillaceae. Gene Ontology annotation, cellular component: cytoplasm. Gene Ontology annotation, molecular function: protein serine/threonine kinase activity; ATP binding. Gene Ontology annotation, biological process: protein phosphorylation; intracellular signal transduction. The record is from RefSeq and is a predicted model, not a curated record.
AUGGACCACUCCAUGCUAGAUCUGGACGAUCCUCAUCGAAGACGUCAACCUUUGAAGGAUGCAUCGGGAAGAAUCAACAAUGCGAGGUCUCCCAAGCCCGAGACGCCACGACUGCACGUCGAGGAUCUUGAUCAGCUCAAAACUCCUGACCAGAUGUCAAUCAUGACUAGCCCGACUCCUCGGGACAAAGAGAACCAUAGGCUUUCAGUAGUCACCGAUUUUCAAUCCGACUCAGCCCGCAACUCCGUUCUAUCGGCUGCAUCUAUUCUAUCGAACAAAGGAAAACGCAAAACUCACGUCGGUCCAUGGCAGCUUGGGAAGACCUUGGGUAAAGGAGCUACUGGUCGUGUGAGACUGGCUAAGCACGCCGUCACUGGACAGACCGCAGCUAUCAAGAUUGUUUCCAAGAAAUCGGCCGCCAUGGUUCAGAGCGAAAGUAUCGCGGCGAUGGAUCGGAACGUCAGUAAUUUUUCAGGUUUCAGCAAUGCUCGCCAAAUGCCCUGUGGAAUUGAGCGCGAGGUGGUCAUCAUGAAACUCAUUGAGCAUCAUAACGUGAUUAGUCUAUACGACGUGUGGGAGAAUCGAGGCGAGCUAUAUCUAGUUCUUGAAUACGUUGAAGGAGGGGAACUCUUUGACUACGUGUCCAAGAAUGGUCCACUCCCAGAGGAAGAAGCGGUUCGUUUGUUCCGUCAAAUCAUUGCAGGACUUGGGUACUGCCAUCGUUUCAACAUUUGCCACCGUGACUUGAAGCCUGAGAACAUUCUACUCGACUCUCAUCAUAAUGUGAAACUCGCAGAUUUUGGUAUGGCAGCCCUGCAGCCCGCAGGCCAUUGGCUGAACACCUCUUGCGGAAGCCCUCACUAUGCUGCACCAGAAAUUAUUUACGGCCGCAAAUACCGCGGCGAUCGGGCUGAUAUGUGGAGUUGUGGAAUCAUAUUAUAUGCUCUUUUGACGGGAUACCUGCCUUUCGACGGAGGCGACCUGCCCAACACGUUGCGACUGGUAAAGAAAGGCGAAUAUAUGAUUCCCUCCGAGUUGAGCGAUGAAUCCGCCGACCUCAUUCAACGCAUUCUCCAGAAACGGCCCGAGGAUCGAAUCUCCAUGGCCAACAUCUGGCAACACCCUCUAUUGACAAAAUACGAAAAGUUGCAUAACGCUAUGACAGAUCAAUACAUUGGUCCCCCACCCAAGCUUUCUGUCAAGGACUGCGGCAAGCCAAUUUCUUGUCGUCAGGAUAUUGACAUGGACAUCUUGCGAAACCUGCAAACAUUGUGGCACGAUGUUAAGCCAGAUGCCUUGAUCGACAGAAUCCUUUGCAUAGAACCAACCCACGAGCGAAUGUUUUACAACGCACUUGCCAAGUUUCGUGAUGAACAGUUGGAGAAUUAUCAAGGGCAACCAUUGGAGUAUUCCGCGAGUGACUAUCACCACAUAUCCCGCCCAGGAGGCAAGCCUCGUCGAGGUCGCAGCCAGAAUGGUCGGAACAGCGCAAAACGUCGAUCUCACGUUUCUGUCGUCAAAGACAUCCGCCACAGGAUAGCCUCGCCGCAGGAACCAAGAUCAUGUGCCAGUGUCGAGAGCUACGAUCCAUUCCGGUCUCCCAAGCACCAUGCGACGUUAAGGGAGGCUAAGUAUGCCCAGGUCACGAUUCACAGGACGCUCGAAGAGCAUGAUGAGAUGGUGGCAUCGCCCGUUGUCAAGCCACCCCCAUCAAUCGUGGAGGAAGAAGAACCCGAUGAGAAUGGUGAUGAUGAUGAAGGAAUUGAGAACUCACCUUUCACAGUUCUCCAGAAGCGAAAGCACAAGCCCAGCUCGAUGAAGUCCUUCCAAUCUUCCAAAGUUCCUCACUCCAGUUCAAGGUGUCCGGGCCUAUCCACCCAUUCGACCAGCUACCGUCGCAAUGUUUCUUUCCGUCACGCUCGCAACAAGUCACAGGGAUCCACGAAGCCAAAGAGAAGAAAGACAGGCCAGAACCAAUUACCGAAUCCACAGACUGAUCUCAAGAGGUCACCAAGCGCCGCAAGUCUCCAAAUGAUUGCUGAUGGCCUCGAUCUACCUCCGAUCCCAAGCAGCCCACCUCUUCCAGCCCAGCCAACUGUUGUCCGAGCAAGUGGGGUUAAGGUCCGAAGCUUGGGUCAGGCCAGAAAGGUUAGGGAGUCAGAUAUCAUCUGGAAGGAAGACACACGGAAGGUAUCCCAUGAACUUAGUCAGAUUUGUGAAGAGGCCUUCAAUGGAAGCUCUGUGACCACAAUCCGCACCACCAGCACCGAAGCUGGAUACGAGACACCAGCCACCCCAGGAUCAAUCGCCAGCCAGGAGCAUUUCGUUAAUGUUCCAAUCAAAGCGUCCGCUGACAUAUUGAGGGCGACUCCGAAGGAGUGCGGGCGCUCUUACAGCAUUCAAGAACUCACUGAAACUCGGCGCAAGUUUGUGGAGCAUAGCAAGGGUCGAAACGACAAUAUUACAGGGUACCUUUCUGGUGUCAUCGGCCAUCUCGACCGCUUGAUCGAAGAAGAUCAAACACAGCACGGUAGUCAUGUCAAUAGGCAAGACAGUCAUUCGUCAGAGGAUCACUACCUUGCCGCGGAGGAAACCUCACUCCCUGUUAUUACCGAAGAAUUUGCGAGUCCCAUUCGUGGCCCCGGUGAGAAUACCCCAAAAUUGAAGCACAAGCCUCGUUUGCCGCCACCUGGUCAGCGUGGAGGUGAUUCCCGAACCACUAUUCGGAUGGUCCCUCACAGCUCUCUGCGGUCCAUGGAAGAGGUGAAACCCUUGAUGAUUCGCAAGAAAACGCCAGGUAUGGUAUCCGAUUUCACAGCGAAGGAAACCAAUGAUUCCGCUCGAAAUUACUCCGCCAGCUCCCGUCAGACUCGCAGUGGCUCUGGCUUGGAGCGAAUUGACGAGGGCCCUCCAUCCCCGAACGCAAUACAGUCAUCCCUUCCUACCAAAGAACGCCAGCAAAUCCUUCCGAGCAAUGGAACAAUUGUUCACACUCCCGUCGAUCUGAUGGGACCACCUCCCAAGGCGGAGGAAGUGCAAGCUCCUACUCGAAAGACGUCCAUGGAACGCUUCGGUGGUACUCUGCUAAAGAAGCUGAUGCCUAAGAAGUCGAACAAGAACAUGGCCCAGUCUGAAACGGGUAAGAUAUCCGUCCGCGACUUCCUCGAGCAUACGCUAAGACAUACCAAAGACAAGGACAGACCUUCUUCAAAGGAUCAAAACCGCAACUCCUCCCUCAUGUGCAAGGGAUUUCCCGACCCCGAGAGCUCAUUUGAGGCCGACGAUCUCUCUAGCCCCCCUUCAAUGAAGCGUCGUUCUAUCGCUAAUCACAAUUGGUUCGCCCGGGUUUUCCAAAUCAAGCCAGCGUCCCGAGUCAUUGCUCUCAACACCUCCAAGGCUAAGAGUCGCAAGGAAGUUUAUAAACUGCUCCGUGAUUGGCGGGACUACGGAAUGGAAGACGUGUACAUGGACAAAAGCAACAGCACAGUUCACGGUCGAGUGAGCGAGGCUAACUUCCUUCGUCUCCGAGAGGUGGAAUUUACUGCUGAGUUCUAUACCGUCCUUGAACACGGUCGCCAAGCAAACCUCAGUCUGGUUCGUUUCAAGCAGGAACGUGGCGCUGCGUCUUCAUUCAACAAAGUGGUCGAGACAGUCCAGUCUAUGCUGAAAUCCCGGGGCAUGCUUGUGGAAGAUCCUGCCCGGGCGAAGAAAAUGUCCCGUGUGCUGGACACGGUUCCUAAUGCUUAA